AUGUCAACCCUGUCUACAGAAGUCAGAGCGCGCUAUCAUAUCGCCGUGUCUACCCGGUUUGUGGAGCGUCUCUCUGCCGCAGAUGGAACUGUCACGGCGGAGUACAUCUACCACCGGGCUCUCAACGAAAAUUUUAAGGACAUCACAGAUGUAGGGACGCUUCCGCACGGUAUAGCUUCCCAGGUAAGCAGCACGCUUACAAUCCCGGUUGUACUUCAAGUUAACAGCUCAAGGGAUGCUACGCAACCCCUUCGGCCAUGCGCCGAUUCAUGCGAGGAAGAAAUGAUAUUUGCGGCUGCGUUUCAGAAAACGACGAACACACGUCUUCUGCGUCUUGUCCUCUCUGAUGGACACUCGGAGAUACCGGCAAUUGAGCUCACUACCCUUCGCGUGUUUCGUGGUAUACCUGUUCCAGGGGAGAAGCUCCUUGUUAAAGAGGGGACACAAAUUAAAAAUGGGGCCAUCAUCAUGACGGAAGACUGUGUCGUGCCGCUUGGCGGAGAGGUGCUGCAGUUAAAGAAAGAAUUUCUUUCCAAGAGGAACCGAACUGAUGUUCCCUACCAGACCAGUCUGGGUCUAGAGGCGGCUCCGCGUUUCCAACCGCUUCGUGUGCAUUCUGCCAUAGCAGGUGGUGCGCCCAAUAGACAACCAGUGACAGCAGACCAGGGAGGAGGCUACGGUAGCAACCGUGGGAAAGGCGGAGGGCGUGGCUAUCGUGGAGGAAGAGGAUCGGGUCCACGAGAGCGAAACCGUCAUUGA
This is a messenger RNA of Trypanosoma cruzi, 759 nucleotides long. RefSeq lists its product as uncharacterized. Gene Ontology annotation, biological process: resolution of meiotic recombination intermediates; double-strand break repair via homologous recombination. The record is from RefSeq and is a predicted model, not a curated record. The transcript has a single exon. Gene Ontology annotation, cellular component: RecQ family helicase-topoisomerase III complex; nuclear body. Bases 1 to 759 code for a protein of 252 amino acids. NCBI's taxonomy places the organism in Eukaryota, Euglenozoa, Kinetoplastea, Trypanosomatida, Trypanosomatidae.